Clupea harengus (Atlantic herring) is the source of this 3687-nucleotide messenger RNA. RefSeq names its product solute carrier family 25 member 37 (gene slc25a37). Gene Ontology annotation, biological process: iron import into the mitochondrion. Gene Ontology annotation, cellular component: mitochondrial membrane. Gene Ontology annotation, molecular function: ferrous iron transmembrane transporter activity. Lineage: Eukaryota; Metazoa; Chordata; Actinopteri; Clupeiformes; Clupeidae. The record is from RefSeq and is a predicted model, not a curated record.
UUUUUCUCGUGUUUGUCAUCACUCCAGUAAACAUUGUUAAGUUGACCUAAGGUUUACGCGGUUGUGGUUGAGGUCCCAACUGGUGAGGACGAGCUCUCUCAUGUCACACCCAAGUCUAAUAAUUGAUCUGAUAGUGGGACCACUGCUCCUUUAUCUACCGACCCAGAUCCCACCCCACCGAAGUCUGGCACUUCCACGUAAUCUUCACACCCAUGACCUUAUUGCCUACUCAUAAUAGAAGCCUUUUAUUGAAACUGUUUAUUGAACAGUUAUUAGGGACAAAACACGAAAUAUGACAUUGCUGUGGGCUACAGUCUUCACUGAAUUCUCACGUUUGAUUGGACAAAGUCAGAAUUUCUAGAGCUUGCUCUUUUCGGUGCUAAUAGUUAAGUUGAGGACCAUUAAUCUAUCUGUGCUAAAAAAAAGUACAAGAACGGUGGUAGGAUUUACUAAGGAUUAUUUUUUUUGUAAAUAUAUUUUGUAAACUUUUAUCUAUUCUAACAUCAUCAAGCAAUUCUACAUGAAGGGAUGCAGGACAUGAACGUGAUUGAUUUAUUUGUUUAAUGUAAUCAAGUAAAUCAUAAAUUCGUCAGAGGACUACUAAAUGAUGGACCCUAUACCCUCUAAAACAAAAUUAUUUUUAAAGUUUCCGAUUAUCCCUGGUUAAGUCUUACAAGUUUACUGAGCAGAGUAGCCUAUCGAAACUACUUUUGAUUGGAUACAUUUGCUUGACGCACCGCCCUUUCGUUGAUUUAGUCCCGCCUUAAUUGAUGUUUUACAAUGUCUGAUUGGAUGCUCAAGACAACCCGUCGCGUACCGUAAGUACGUCACGGCGACGGUGUUACGCAGUGAUGAUGGUGUGGCUCUCCUUGCCGCCGAUUCAGAUAGGUUGUUGGUUGAGUGUUAAAAUCGUUUUUAGUUCAGUUUCUCCCGUAUGGAGUUACGUACGGAGGCAGUAGUGGCCACAUUGGAGAUGUCGGAGAUAAAGAGCCGAGAAGAUGACCCUUCAGAGAGCAAUGAGUAUGAGUGUUUGCCACCCCAUGCCUCCUUGACGACCCACAUGACAGCAGGAGCGGUGGCUGGAAUACUGGAGCACACGGUGAUGUACCCCGUAGACUCUGUCAAGACGCGGAUGCAGAGUCUACAGCCGGACCCGAAGGCCCAGUACCGAGGCGUUUACGAGGCCCUGCAGAGAAUCGUUCGCACCGAAGGCGUCCUGCGGCCCCUCAGGGGCCUCAACAUCACGAUGCUGGGGGCCGGCCCUGCCCACGCCCUGUACUUCGCCUGCUACGAGCGGGUCAAGCGCUCCCUCAGCGACAUCAUCCAGAACGGGGGGAACAGCCACAUAGCUAACGGCGUGGCGGGGAGUGUAGCCACUGUUCUCCAUGACGCUGUGAUGAACCCAGCUGAAGUCAUAAAGCAGCGCAUGCAGAUGUUCAACUCUCCGUACCGGGGUCUGUGGGACUGCAUCGUGACGGUGACCCGGCGCGAGGGCGUGGCGGCCUUCUACCGCAGCUACAGCACGCAGCUGACCAUGAACAUCCCCUUCCAGGCGGUGCACUUCAUCACGUACGAGCAGACGCAGGAGCGGCUCAACCCGGAGCGCCGUUACCGGCCCACCAGCCACAUCGUGUCGGGGGCGGCGGCCGGGGCGCUGUCGGCGGCCGUCACCACGCCGCUGGACGUGUGCAAGACGCUGCUGAACACGCAGGAGCACGGCGCGCUGCGCUCCAGCGGUCAGGUGGGCGGCCACCUGUCGGGCAUGGCCAACACGUUCAGGACGGUGUACCGGCUGGGCGGUGCCCCGGCCUUCUUCAAGGGCGUGCAGGCGCGCAUCAUCUACCAGAUGCCUUCCACGGCCAUCGCCUGGUCCGUCUACGAGUUCUUCAAGUACUUCCUCACCCGACAGCAGCACGAGCAUCUGCAGCAGCAGCAGCAGCAGCAGCGUGGCCACGGACAUCAGCACCGAGAGCCCAAGCAGGAGGCAGGGUCCGGUCCCACAUGAGGCUCUCAGGCUCUGACAGGGAGCAGCGGGCCUCUGAGAGAAUAUGGGCGGGGGGGGGACCGUACAGGGUUGGCCACAACAGGCCCCCCGUGUCAUUCCACUAAAAGAGGGCACUUUGAAACAUUUGCUGUCAUUUAGGUAGGACCUUGUGUUCAUUUGUCAUCAUCAGUUAUUAUUAUUGUUAUUAUUCUCUUUUUCUUUUUUUUUUUUUUAAAUAAUGUCAUAAAUCCAUCUGCUUGUCAUACACUUUCCCAUCAAUAUUCCCCUGGUGUCUGGACCAUAGAAAGGCACUCAAAUAGUGCUGUCAAAUGGAGAGACUCUCGGCAUAAACACAGGGUCUUUGGCCAGGAAGGGGAUGAGAGAAAAUGGCCUCUUGGAAUGGUAGCGGUGGUUAUUUCCCAUCCCCUCCCCUCAUCCUGCUUCACACCGUUUUCUUGCCAUACACAACCCCCCCCCCCCCCCCCGUCAAUGUCUGUGUGGUGACGGAGUCUCCACUCAUCACAGUGUGCUUGGCUUCAUCCGUUUGUUUAUGGAUUUUGUGUAGGAAAAUUUGUAUUUAUUUUAUUGGCUAAGCCAAGGUCGCGUUUCAAGGAUCUCAGAAGAGCCGUGGGGUUUGUGUGCUUGUUUCACUUCCGUGUGUUUUUUUUUAAAGGACUGUUUAAUUGAGCACAUUCCUCAGUUCUGCACGCUAAACACAGCAAUGGUGGGUCUUUUUUUUUUCUUCUCCAUGUUGUGCCUCUAUCACCGCCACUGGCCGGUUAGACUUGAAACCUUAUUGGCUUUUAUUUUGAACGCUGGAGGACCAGAAGUGCUGUUGUGUCAGGGUGACUGAGAUCGUGGAUUCCAGUUGAGAUGUAUGUAUAUUCUGCCCAGUGCUACCUUUUGCAACAUUAUGCAGAAAUGAAUCUCAUAUGUGAGAUGGCUACUUUGGUUAAAGCAGAAUGGCUCUUCCAUGAAGAGGCACAAGAGAAGUAUCCUUUGUUCAUGUGACGUGAAGUUUUGGUAGCAUGCCCAGGGCAUACCCAGGCAUUUUCACCAUGUCAUUCUCUUGCAUAGCAGACUGAAGAGUUUUAUUUUGUACCAUACAUCAUUUUUCCAGCCUUCAUCACUCCAUAAAACAUAUUAACGAGCCAGUGGCUCUUUGCAGUGCUUAGUCAUAAGUUCAUUGUUGAAAUCUUAAAUUGAAGACAAGCGCACAGCUCUUAGUCGGCAUUCAUGGAGUGGAUCAGUUUGAUGGAUUCUCACUCCAUGGUCACACUCUUGCAUUCUCACAGUAAACAAACUGAGAAGGUAUGUAAAUAUGUAUAUGUGAAAAACCACAUUACCUGUGAGGACUGUCUUGCAGAAGUCCAUGUUAUCCAUUCUUCACUCACAUAGGUCUGUGUCUCUGCCUGGGUGUGUAGAUGUAUAUGUAUUGGAACACUCGCGCACAACAGAAAUCUCACAUACAAAUGUACAGGCUAUAUGGGUGCUUGGAUGGCCCACAAAGGUUUGCCUUUUUUUGUGCAGAGCACUUGGCUUGCUCUGGAAUCACGCACAACUCUAUAGACUUGUAAUAGUGAUGUUAAAUGUUUAGAGUAAUGUUAGCUUUGACAGGUUUGUCCUCCUCUUUUUUGUGUGUGUGUGUGUGUGUGUGUGUGUGUGUGUGUGUGUGUGUGUGUGUGUGUGUGUGUGUGUGUGUG